UGUGCAAGGAGCACGCUGGGAGUGCUUUGGUGUCCCAGCUAAGGGCUAGAUUGGGAACCGGGAAAGCCACCCGCGCGUGCGGCAGCCGGUGGAAGGCUAGCUGAAAGGCCCUCCCAGCUGCGAUCGCGUGGGACCCCCUUGGUGGGACCAGCGUUCUACGCCCUAGGUACCGGCAGGACACGUGCUCCCGCCGUGUCCUCUCCUGCCCAAAGCAACCCACAGGAUCCUCUCCAGAGUUCUGGAGAGACGCUCGCGCCGGGAAGGGACUUUGCUAAUUGCAGGAAGUGAGCACGAAGAAGUGGCAGAGAUCAAGAGGAGGAGGAAAGGGAGGAGGAGGAGCAGCAGGGCAGAUCGCAGAGAGAGUCGCGCAUUGCCACGGCAGGAGGUUGGGUCCCGGCGAUCCUUCUGUUCUCAGGGGUCCCAGAAACUGCCCACCCCUGCUCGGACACUCAUCUGUCCUCUCCUGGUCUGAAUGGCUUCUCCGGAUGACCCUCUGCGCUCAGAUCACAUGGCAAAGGAGCCAGUGGAGGACACAGACCCCAGUACUUUAUCCUUUGCCAUGUCAGACAAGUAUCCCAUUCAAGACACCGGCCUCCCUAAAGCUAAGGAGUAUGAUACAGUCACUUCCAACGGUCCACCAAAUUCUGAUGAUCAACAUCAGGGAGAAGAAAAUGACUUCCCAGACAGCACUGGAGAUCCCCUUUCAGGUGUCAGCAGAAGCCAGCCAUGUAAGGAAGGCUGCCCUUGCCCUUCCUGCUCCCCCCGGGCCCCCACCAUCAGUGACUUGCUCAACGAUCAGGACUUACUAGAUAUGAUCAGGAUAAAGCUGGAUCCAUGUCACCCGACCGUGAAGAACUGGAGGAAUUUUGCCAGCAAAUGGGGCAUGCCCUAUGAUGAACUGUGCUUUCUGGAACAGAGGCCCCAGAGCCCCACGCUGGAGUUCUUAUUCCGAAACAGCCAGAGGACUGUGGGCCAACUGAUGGAGCUCUGCCGACUUUACCACAGGGCUGAUGUGGAGAAGAUCCUGCGCAGGUGGGUGGAUGAGGAGUGGCCCCACCGGGGACACUCGGACAGUUCCAUGCACUUCUAGAGUCCCCUCCUCUGGCACUGGCCUUACUGCUUGCAGGACCAGCGUGGCUCACCGGGAGAAUGUACCUGCUCCUAAGGUUUUCAGAUGAGGAUAUGGCAUGGGCAGUGGUUGUCCCUGAAGCUGGUGGCUUGUGGGAGGAUGGGUUGUUUCAAUGGCAGGUAUUUGUUUCCUUUUGCACAUUUGUUUUAAUUUAAUAUUUGAAUCUGGAAUCGGGGGUCACAUAGGGCCAAAGCCUAUGGCCGGGACAGAGUCAUGCCUACAUGGAAAGAAAAUAACAUUCUCCUUAAACACUGCGGAAGACUGCAGCAGGAUCCCAAACUAUCAAUGUCUCUGGACAUGUCCGAAUCAUCCCAUACAGUAUCUUUGCAUCCCAGCCCGGCAGAAGACGGCAUGGAGAAGUCACCCUGGCCUGUCUUAGGAGAUCAAGAGGAUACUACUGCAUAACGUGGCCCAGAUACAUAGGGUUUUUUUUUAAUCAAAUACUUUUGUAAUCUAUAGGCUAUCAAUACUGUCAUUGAAUUUAGCAUUUUUAAAAGAAAUACAAAAUAUAUGGUUUGUAGGAGAAGAGAGUGGGUUAGUGUCUUGGGGAUGGCAUUGACAGAGAAUAGUGCUCAAUAUGGCCUUUUGGGAGGCUAGGGAGUUAGCUCAGUGGUUACAAGGCCCGCCAUAUAAAACAUGAGGACCAGAGAGCCCAGGUCCCCAGAACCCACAUAAGUGAGGGGAUGAUGUGGCAGCUCACCUGUAAGUCCAGCACUCAGAAGUCAGAGAUGGCAAUCCCCAGAGCAAGCUGGCUAGCUAGACUAGGCACAUGGAUGAACUUUGGGUUCAACUGAGAGACUCUUUCUCCAUCAACAAUGUGCAGAGUGAUUGAGGGACACUUUCAACAUCAACUUUGAGACUCUAUAUGCACAUGUACAUGCACAUCUGCAUACAGGUUCAACAGCAACAACAACAACAACACACACACAGAGAUCUUUUAAAAUGCCCUUUGGGAAGGCUGAGGACAUGGGCCAAUGAGUACCCACAUAAAAGCCAGACAUUGCAGCAUGUGCCUGUAACCCCAGUACUGGGGCGUGAGAUCCAAGAACUCCCUGGCCUGCCAGAUAGCCAAAUUGGCAAGCUUUGUGUUCAGAGAGAGACCCUAUCUCAAAAAGGAAGGUGGAGAAUAACUGAGGAAGAUACCUGAGGGUCAACCUUUGACCUAAACACACUCACGCGCGCGCGCACACACACACACACACACACACACACACACACACACAACCUGCUUGUUACUCUUGGAUUCUUUUUUUUUUUUUAAGCAGGACUAGGAUCUACCACCGAGCUAUACCUGCGCCUCUGUUAUUAAUGGGUUUUAUUUUUAUGAGAACCCACAAGAAAAAAAAAGCUGGGCAUGGUGGUUUAUACUUUUAACUCCAGGGCUAGGAGACAGGUGGAUCCCUGGGGCUCAUCUGCCAGCCAGUCUAGCCUAUGUGGUGAGUUACAAGCUGGUGAGAGAUCCUGUUUCAAAAAACCAGGUGAACAGUAAUAUCCUGAGGAGCAACAUCAGAGUUCUCUGGCUUCCACAUGCACAUGUACACACAAGUUCACAGACCCCUGUACAUAUAUACCAAUUAAAGGAAACAGAAAGGAAGAAUGUAUACUGACUAUAUAGGACAGAGAUAUUUAGUGAACUCAAAAGAAGGUGAUUUUUCUAAACCACUUUUUUUUUCUCAUAACAAUCAGAUUUCCCCUUAGAUUGGUAAGCAACACCAGCUUCUCACCCAGUGUGGACUCCAGUCAGCCACAUCUACAGUGAGACUGCCCAUCACUUCUGGUUCACUGUUAAUCACGCUGUUAAUUAACGUCCACCUUAUUGCCAGAUACAUUUAAAGUGGCAGCUAAUGAUCAAAUGCAGACGUUUCAAUGGUUUUUAGAUUUAUUUGUAUGAAUGUUUUUCCUGAAAGCAUGGUACCUGCAGAGGUUGAAAGGUGUCAGAUACCCUCGAACCGGAGUUACAAACAUUUGUUUAUUAGUCUCCAUGUGGGUACUGCGAACUCAUCUGCAAGAACAGCUAGUGAGCUUAACUGCAGAGCCCAUCUCUCCAGCCCCUAAAUGCAGAUUUUUUAUAAAUAACUUCUCAGGAAAGUCAGAUGUUGUGAGCAUCAUGGGCUUGAUCUAGACUCCCGGCAGAACUUGGGGAGGGGAGAGGGUGUUGUGGGAAACUCUAAACAUUUCACAGAUGUAAUUGGUUGCCGUCUUUCACAUUAAGCUGUCCAUGGCAUGAUCUGGCCGUUUUCACAGGGUCUCCUAGCCCAAGCUGCUCUCACACUCACUCUGUAGCAGAGGAUGACCCAGAAUUUCUGAUUGCCUGCCUCUGCCCUCCAAAUGGUAGACCACCACAUCUGCUUUAGCUCUCACUUCCUAGAGCAGAAACAAGUGUAGGGAAAUCGCUUUGCAGGAAGGAACUCAGAAGGUAAGGCUCAAAGAUAGAGGGAUGUUGGAGCAUUAGGAAAUGCCAGCCCUAGCAUCCUAAUGUAUCCUAUAACUUGAGUUCCAUACACCACAAACUUCCAGAGUGAAUGCUGUUCAAGACUGGCCUGGAGCAGCUGAACCUCUCAACCAUCCCUUUCACAGGAAGCAUUGCCAGUGCUUUGGCCUCUAAACUGAACUGGUCAUGACACAUCUCCAGAACACAGCUGUGCUUAUAAGUACUCACUGAGUUUGCCUUUCGAGCAUUGGACCAAAACUGUCAAGCAGGGCUAGGGGGAUGGCUCAGCACUUAAGAACACUUCCUACUCUUAAGCUAAGUUUCAAGUACCCACAUGGGGAGGGUCACAACUGCCUGUAACACUAGCUCCUGGGGAAUCUGACACCCUCUUCUAGCCACCAGUGGCACUCAUUCAUACACAGCAUACACUUACACACACACAAAUAAAUCUCUAAGGGACAAUGUCAAGACUGUUCUGGGAGUAUAGCUCAGUUGGUAGAGACCUUGCCUAGCAUGCCAAAAGACCUGAGUUUGAGCCCCAGCAUUGCAUAGACCGCUGUGAUGGUACAUGUCUACAAUUCCAGCACUUGGGGGUACAAGUAGAGGAUUAGAAAUUCAAAGCCAUCGUUAGCUACAAAGUGAGUUUGAGGCCAGCCCUCGAUAUAUGAGACCCUGCUUCAAGAAGAAAACAAAAUAUCUUGCAAGGCAUGUGUACUGCUAUAUGAUUGCCACUUCAGCAUUUACCUUGUGAGAAUUUCUAAUUAAUAGGAACAUGGAAUCAGCAGAGAAAUACUGAAAAAUUUCUUCGAGUUAACUCUGUCUAUAAAUGUAAGAUGACUUGGAUCUGUGUUGUACACAGAAAGCCAAGGAUUAUCCUCAGCUACAGUACAAACCAGCUUAUUGAAAGGUAGCGUAUAGCCAGUGGCUUCUACAGACCCCGUUCUAUAUACCCUGGAACUUCAUAAAGGUGAGACCGGGGAGGAGAAGGUCACUUUAUGACCAACUGAUUAAAUAAUGAUUAAAAGCUUAGUCGUUACUUUUUAAAUAUUUGGUCUUUUUUUUUUUUGGUUUUUCUGAGACAGGUUUUCUCUGUGUAGCCCUGGCUGUCCUGGAACUCACUCUGUAGACCAGGCUGGCCUCGAACUCAGAAAUCUGCCUGCCUCUGCCUCCCAAGUGCUGGGAUUAUUGGCGUGCGCCACCACCACCUGGCUUAUUUGAUCAUUUUUAAUUACAUGUCUCUGUGUGAUGUGUGCACAUGAGUAUAGGUGUUUGUAGAGACCUGAGCUGUCAGAUCCCCCAGAGAUGGAGUUGCUAGACAUGGGUGUUGGGAACUAAACUCAUGUCCUUUACAAGAGUAGUGUGAGAUCUUAACUGAUGAGCCAUUUCUCCACCUCAUCAUCAUUAAUCCUUAAGAGCUUUCUGUCCUGGACACCCAUAUAAGGCCAGCUGCUUGGGAAUGAGGUUGUUUUCCUAUUAAAAUGUUGAAAUCUGCUCAGCUAUGUUUCCCAAAGUAUUUUUCUUUAAGCAAAAGUUCCAUCUGUAAAGGACCGUGGUGAGGCCAUAUGUAGUAUGCAUUUUAUUUGGGAACAGUAGUGGAGAAUCAUCUGAAAGGGAGGGACUCAAAGCUACACUGGAUACCCAUAUAUAAAGGGACAGAUGACACACUCCUGGGACCCACACCAGAGGGUCGGGCAAAAACAUGGCAUGCAAUAUUAGCAUGGUGAUGUUUUUAACUAGUUAGGGCUUGAAGCUGUGCUAGGACAUCCAACCUGUGCCUCUUAAAAGGAAAGAGAAAGGAAGAAAAGAAAAACCAAGCCAAACAAACAAACAAAAUCUCUGUACAAAGUAGCCACCUACUUCUGUAGCACUGACUUAGUAAUAAUACAGGAAUUCUGGUCAUCCUGAACAGUAAUUUUAUGUGAUGCUGCCCCCUGUUGGAGGAUACAGAGCCUGGCUUGGUUAGGCGCCUUCCAAGGAGGCCCCGCUAAGGCAGAAAGAGAAAGGGUGCAUUUUCUCUGUGACUUGGUAGACAAAGGCACUAUAGUGGCGACGACAGAGGUUCCUGUCUCCAGGAUUUGCCUAGCACAGUGGCCUGGUACUCAUCUAUCAGCACUGAUGGAUGGACUUACCUCCUCGGGGACUGAGGGGACUGUCGUGUCUACUGGGUCUCGUCCUCUCCCAGUUUAGCACCCAAGGAUGCUUCACCUGUCUUUCAGCCAUCUACAUUACAAAAAGACAUGCUUAUAAAGACAGGAUUACAAACAGAGGCAGAACGGAUUUCUCUCUUCUGGCCUCUCCUAUGAAGGCAGUUAAGCAGCUCUCACUUGGUUUGGAGCAGACUUUCCCCCAUGCCUUUUUUUGUUUUUAAAUCAACCCCAUUGUCACUGCUUUGUAAUUUCCCUCCCAUUUGAAGCCACGAUAUUGCUGUCUAUGCCACUUGCUCAGAGCCAGCUGUGUGCAUAUCUCAAAUCAUCUUCUUCCACCGGCCAACAGUAUUCUCCUCUCUGAGCUGGCAGCAAACAUCUGCUCCAUGUUGUCAUGUGUACACACCAAAACAACAAUGCCAUGGACCUAGCAAUUCCAAACCACUCUGCUCUGGGUGCUACAAAACCAAAGAUGGAGGCACACGCCUUCAGAAGGCACACUGAGAGACAUUUUCUGUCUCAUUGCCUGCCUGGGACUUGGACCCUAUCCUGGGGUUCCUGGGCACUUGGUUAUAAAUGCACAAGGAAGGGUGAAUCUUGCCUUUGUUGUGUUUAGAGCGAAUCAAAGCCAAGAUGCUGGGCCAAGUGGUGGGGCUACUGGAGUCUCAGCAUCAGUGGAUGGAGUGUCUGUGGGUUCCCAAGACCUAAACUUGUGUACCUUGGUGGAGCAGGGCACGCUAACUUCCUCCCUUCCUGCAGCUAUGGAGGGGUAUGGCUCUGAGAGUCACGUCUGGCAGGGUGGUCAAUAUACUGAAGGCCCUGGAGUGGUCAGUGAUGCAACUAGAAAUGAAAUGAUGGAGUUGCCCAGAUCUCUUGGAGGUGAAAGAGGAUGUUCCAUUUUGUGUGACUAUCCAGUCCAUCCUCUGCAGUAUCCCCCUGGGAACUCACACAAGGCAUUUUGGCCUGGGAAGUCAAAGCUUCUGAAAGCCCUGCUUCCGUGGGAUGCCAUCUAUACACCUUGGUGCUGUCCUUUCGAAUCUGCCUACAUUUCAUCUCCUCUAUGAUUCUGUUUUUGGAAAGACUUUAUAACUGUAAUAAUGGGUGCUACAAAAUUAAAAUCUGAUGUCAACCACGG
Molecule: messenger RNA, 6839 nt
Organism: Mastomys coucha (southern multimammate mouse)
Lineage: Eukaryota; Metazoa; Chordata; Mammalia; Rodentia; Muridae
Gene: Edaradd
Product: EDAR associated death domain
Exons: 6
Coding region: 473-1090 (205 amino acids)
Biological process (GO): signal transduction
Molecular function (GO): protein binding
Source: RefSeq, a predicted model, not a curated record